Messenger RNA from Didymodactylos carnosus, 828 nucleotides. NCBI's taxonomy places the organism in Eukaryota, Metazoa, Rotifera, Eurotatoria, Philodinida, Philodinidae. The record is from the annotation of a GenBank genome assembly.
AUAAAUAGUCUUAAAAUGGUCUUAAAAUGAGCCAGAAAUGAUCUAAAUAGGAUCAUAAUAGGCUCAUAUUUUGAUGACCAUAAUAAGAUGAUAUUUAUCCCAUAAAAAAAUGACAUAAUUAUGACUACAUUAUGAUACAAUAAAUGAGGUAAAUAUGGGAGAGAUAUGAUUUAAAAAUGAGCCAUAUAUGGCACAUAAAUAAGUCAUUCAUGGCUCAUUUUUUAUCUCAUUUUUCACGGCCUGGUGAUAUCACGCAAAAAGAUCACAUUAUCAACAUAUAUAAAUAGGAAGAAAUUUCUACAUUCAGUCAUAUUCAACUGUUUAUAUGUUCAGAAAUGUCACAUAUGUAUUGUUUGUCAAAAAUCCAGUAGUUCUGGAAAAGUUGUUGGUCGGCAUCGUAAAAAUGUUUCAUUUUUUAAUAUUCCAACUGACCCAACAACCAGACAAGAAUGGUUUCAACUCCUAAAUUUAUCACAAGAAAAUAUCAAUUCGAAUACAUUAAGAGUAUGUAGUGAACGUUUUGAUGAUGCUGACAUUGACGGUGGACGUCGUCGAACUUUAAAAUCUGGUGCUUUUCAAAACAACAAGGUGUUAGACAUUGAUUUUGAUCUUGUUGUUGAUGUUGUUGAACGGCGUUCAACAACAUUAUUACGUGAUACAUUAAAUAUUUCAACAACCGCAAAAAUGUCUAUAGAUAAUAAUACCAUUGGAACUGAUAUAUUUAAUUUAACAUUAUCAUCUGGACCACUGUUAGUAUUUGAUACAUUUAGUAAUGAUAUAUCUGAAUUCUACAUUAGCUCACAUCCGGAAACCUGUCAAAUGCUGUGA